Messenger RNA from Diospyros lotus (date-plum), 3910 nucleotides. RefSeq lists its product as uncharacterized. The coding region runs from base 1243 to 3447 and encodes 734 amino acids. The transcript is spliced from 14 exons. Lineage: Eukaryota; Viridiplantae; Streptophyta; Magnoliopsida; Ericales; Ebenaceae. The record is from RefSeq and is a predicted model, not a curated record.
GAGUGAGAGAGAGAGAGAGGAAUGGCCGUUUUGCGAUUCAUUGAUUGAUCACUUGGACGCGAUUUUUGAGUGUGAAAAGCUUCAGUUUUUUUUGGGUUCUGUUGGAGAGAGAGAGAGAGAGAGAGAGAGCGCGCGCUCUGAACAUGCAGUUGGGAUUGUGAAGAGAGAGAAGAGUGGGUGGUGGAGUUCAUAGCUGGGAAUGUGAAAGAGUACGAUUCUAAUUCUUCUCGGGAAUUGAAAGGUUGAAUUCUUUCUCUUCCAUUUCCAGAUCCUCUCUUCUCUCGCCUAAUUUUUGAAAAUGGGUCUGUCUCAGACUUGGAUUUCAGUCUCCGGGGAGAAUGUUUUCCAUCUGUUAUGAUUUUCUCUGUUUUCCAUCCAUCUGUGUUCCUCCCUGACCCUGAGAAUCUGAAGUGGAAUAUGUCUGUCUAGGUUAAGUAUAAUCUGGGGGAAAACGCUGAUAUUUUUAUUGGAUUCAGUGAACAUGUGUGUUGUAUUGUUCUACGAGAUUCGGGGAAGGAAGGAUGAAUGGGUAUCGUUCGCAAUCGAGUUUCCAAUAUCCUCUUUCUCAGAAUUAAAUUAAUGAACCAGAUCUCUCCACUGUAUUUCCCAAGAAUUUCACGGGUGUUUGUUUUCUUACGUUACCUUUUCUUCGCUUUCUCUUUCUUUUGGUUUCUUUCCUGUGAGCUCUUUGCGUGCCAUCUCUCUCUCUCUCUCUCUCUCUCUCUCUCUCUCUCUCUCUCUCCUUUUUCGUGAAGAACCCGAUUCUCUGAGCACAAAAGACGAAUUCGCUUUGCUUUCUUCCCCUUUUAACCACCUCUUCACCCUCUUUUUGUCUCUGCUCCUUCAUUCCCUUCUCUCCGCCUAUACGUAUAUACUUCUAUAUACGUGUUUCUCUCUGUAUUAAGAGAAGCCAUAGGUGAAGAAGAAAGAGGCUUAGAUGUAUAUGGAAACUAAAUUGAUCCAUCUUUCGUCUUCGUUAAGCAUAUAUAGAACAGAGAAGGAAACGGAAAACCCAAAACCCUUUUCCCAAUUUUCUUGCUCCUCUUUCCGGCUAACUUUUCGGCUUUUCUCAAGCUCCGAUUUCUUUUUCUUCUUCUUUUCCCUGACAUUGUACGAACUGUAACUGUAGAGCUGGGAUAAAGAUCUGAAGGGCCAUCCAAUUUUGGACGCAAUUUUCGAUCCAUUUUGGGCCGUCCAACCCGUUUGCAGUUCGAUGUUAGCGUUACUGUCGUCGUCUGAGAAAUGGACAAGGCUCGAGACGUGAGGCGUGGAGGAGCGAGCCGGUUACCGCCUUCGAAUCGGCGGAUUAUGAAGCAAUCUGAAGGCCUGCAAUCGCGUUUGUUUGAUUUGGUUAAAGGUUUAGAUGGUAAUGGUGGGGAUGCUGUUUUCUCCAAGAAAUUGAAGAGAGAGAAAAUGAGGAGAUUGAAUGUUGUUGGUAAAGUGAGGUCAAGUCACGAAGAUGGUGAAAUGGGUCCUCAUAACUCUGACGGCGAAGAUGACUUUCCUCCCACCAUUAGCAAGAGAAUUAAGCUUUCUAGAAAGUUUUUUCAUGAAUCUGGUACAGUUGAUUCUGCUUGCGUUCCUCGGAAGCUACGGUCAGCCAUGAAGAAGCGCAAUAGUGAAUCCAUUUCACUGCCAUCAUCUGAUAAGAAGCAGCCAAAUCAUGAGAUAAAUGGAGUCAAAUUACCUAGAAAGGAUGGCAUCAAGAAAUCCAGGCCAAAUCAAGGAAAAGACUCAGCGGCAAAGAUGCACAGCAUAGGCCCAAUCACAAAAGAUGAGGAAGAAGUGGUCGAGACUCUGUAUGCUUUGGCUGAUAUGUUCCCUAACAGUAACAAUAAGAAAGGUUUGGGUGGUGAAUUGGGAGAAGAAAAACCUUCGCCUUUGCCAGAACAGGAGAGUUCAAGGCCUGCACUUGAAGAUUCUGCAGCUCCUGGGAAGGAAGAGCAAUCCAUGCCGCUUUGCCCUUCUGCAUCUGCCCAGACUGCUAAUGUUGCCUUGGUAGAAGGUUCAGCUCAAGACUGCAUAGAAGUCAAAUGUUUGAAUGAACCAUCACAGCCUACUUUCUGGGAUGGCACAGAAUUGGGUAUCGCCACUUCCCAGAGAAAUGGUCAAGCAGUCUCUCUGUUAGAGAAGAAGGAACCCAUAGAUUGGAAGCCGCCCUACAGUGCUGUUGGUUGCAAUGUCCAAUCUGAGAUAUGCCUGGAGAUUGGUUCGAAGCAGUCGUAUUAUGUGGAAGCUGCAGCUUGUGUGGGAAGAUCAGAGGUUGGACUGGGACCAGCUGCAGCAGGUAGCAGUCAACUUGAACUACAGCACACCCGGAAGGAGAGCAAAAAUAGUGGUCCAGCACUGUGGCCAGGCUUCUCUUCAGCAGUAUCCCAUGGUGCAGUGGCUCAGGGACCUCCCUUGCAGACAAACACAACGAAGAUUCCUUCUUGGAUGGCUGUGUCUACAUCUGCAAACCGACCUGGUUCAGCUGGAGAGGAAUCAAAAGUUCCAAUUGGUAGGGCGUCGUGGAAGAGAUGUUCAUCUCAUGUUUAUAUAAGUCGUCUCAUUAAGGUCUUGCAAAUUGCGGAGAACACAGGCAGGCAGCCUACACAUCCUAUUCAGAUGACAUCAAAUGAAGGGGUUCAUUUAGCAGCCAACAACAACCUGGUCACGGCGAGAGAUGAUUUGAAUGGAGCUGUUUCUGCUGACAAGAGUCCGGGUGAAGUUAGGAAUGCUAUUCUUCUGCACAAGAGACUCCUUCAGGAUCAACAACAGGCUUCCACCACAUCUGUGCUUUAUGCAUCAAAAAAUCAGAGGUUUGAUUUGUUGUCCUUGUCAAGUGGAGGAGGAGGGGGUGGUAGGAUAGAAGCUACCAAUUGUAAUAACAAAAUUGGAAAUUGGAUAGAGCCGCCGCUGACACAAUUUCAUAUUCCAUAUCUGCAAUCACUUGCACAGAAUCCGAAAAUGAUGCCCCACCUUGCUCUUCAACAAAAUCGUUUUUCCCCAGUUCCUUUUGCCGAUCAUCUUCCAGCAGCAGCUGCAGUAAGGCAGCAGCAGCAGCAGCAGGUACAUCAUCUUCAGCAGGCCUCCUAUUUUGGCAGCCCACUUUUGGGUUCUCUGGGUAGUACUGCAUUGCCACAACAGCAGCGGCAACAGAUAUGGACACCUCAGUACAAGCCCGUGGCACUCCCGAUCUGGCAAAAUGGACGACAAGACCCGGCCUCUGCGAUCCAGUUUGGUCAGUCUAUUCCACCGCCUCCACAUUCUUCACUAGAAACACUCGGCCCCAAGUAUGCUCCCAUGGCUCACCAGAAACAGCAGCUCGUUGCUGUUACUUCACCUUUGCCCUCUGCAAGAGCCAUGGGGAAUCACCUCCAUUCUGGAUACGAAAUCAACGGAGUUGCUUCCUACACCGAUGCUGCCUCACUGCCAUUGCAAUUACUCUGCAACGAACAUCUGUAAUCACCAGUCGUAUUUCCUAAUGUGCAUAGUUUAGGCUAGAUGCUCAAGUUAAGCUCGGGUUAACUCCUCUCGCGGCAACCAUGUUGCAGUUACUAAGGAUGCCUUGUUAUUCAGUAUUGGGGGCAUCAACCAUAUGGCUGCUAGAAAGAGCAAUUGAGAUCCAGAGGGAAACCCACCCACAGGAACCCUAUGGGCCAUUCCAUCAGGUGAGUGAAGAAGUUUUGUAGUGCCUGUUUAGGCAUCAUCAUCUACUGGGAAAGCCUGAAGAAGAAUGGGUGCAUAAUUUUAAAUGCAAUGCUAAAGAUCUGGAGUAGUUGGUAAUAUGUAGCGUAGCUUGGCUUGGCCUUACAACUCUCUUUUCAGAUCCCUAUGUUAGUAAAACUCGAAUUAAUGGAAUUGUGUUUCAUCCCCCUUGAGAUUGGGAAGGAAUAGAAGCUGCUAAGGAUGUGGCCAUGUUUUUUAA